CAGAGUAUCUCCUAAAUCAACCGAUCAAAGUGUACACCUCGAUACUCACGACGCCUUACAAACUUUGACUUCACCGUAAAAAUCAACCCCCAAUUCAUCGAUCUCAUCAACCAAAUCACACUCCCAAUCAUUCAACGGAUUAACAUCGUCAACAUACACUUCACCAAUUUCACAAAUUAUUUAGGAUUCCACAAGUUCAUCCUCCAGCUUUGUUGAUACUAACAAGGAUGUGGUUAUGGAGGGUGCUGUGUAUGCUAAUGUUAGGUUUAGGUUCAGUUUCGGAAUUCGGUGAAGCUUUGAAGUUGCCUUUUAGAGUUAACGAUGUGUUACCUGUUCUACCACGUCAAAUUUCGUGGCCUGUUAUGAACAGCUUUGGUAAGGCGGUGGAUUUGUUGCCGUCGUUCGUCGGGACGAUUUCUCCGAACAACGGGACACUUCAGUGGAAAGGUGCUUGUUUCCAUGGCAAUGAAGCUCGUAUGGACUUCACUGAAGGGGAUGAUCGUGGUUUGGGAGGCGGGAUCAUCCAUCUCAAGACUUCUGAAGCCCACAGUUGGACAUGUAUGGAUCUCUAUGUUUUCGCAACACCCUACAGGAUUACCUGGGACUACUACUUCGCAGCAAAUCAACAUACUUUGCCAUUUGAGUCCUGGGAGGAACCUGCAGAGUUAGAAUAUGUAAAGCAACAUGGAGUCUCUGUAUUUCUGAUGCCUUCUGGAAUGCUAGGAACACUGCUUUCUUUAGUUGAUGUUUUGCCUCUGUUUGCCAACACGAAAUGGGGCCAAGAUGCAAACCUAAAAUUUCUAAAGGCUCACAUGGGUGCUACUUUUGAGACACGAUCUAAGCCAUGGCGUGCAACUAUCAAUCCAGAUGAUGUUCAUUCUGGUGAUUUUCUAGCUGUUUCAAAGAUCCGUGGAAGAUGGGGUGGCUUUGAAACAUUGGAAAAAUGGGUCACAGGGGCAUUUGCUGGUCAUACAGCAGUUUGUAUGAAGGACGAUUUGGGAAAUCUUUGGGUCGGUGAAUCAGGACACGAGAAUGAAAAGGGUGAAGAAGUUAUUGUGGUGAUUCCAUGGGAUGAAUGGUGGGAUUUGGCACUUAAAGAUGAAUCAAACCCACAAAUAGCUUUGUUGCCUUUACAUCCUGAGAUACGUGCAAAAUGGAAUAACACUGCAGCAUGGGAAUAUGCUUUGAGCAUGUCUGGGAAACCUUAUGGUUAUCAUAACAUGAUUUUUAGUUGGAUUGAUACCAUUGGUGACAAUUAUCCCCCACCAAUUGAUGCUCACUUGGUGAUUUCUGUCAUGUCUAUGUGGACUAGGAUGCAGCCUGCUUAUGCUGCCAAUAUGUGGAAUGAAGCCCUAAAUAUGCGUCUUGGGACAGAGGGUUUGGAUUUGUAUGGGAUUUUGGAAGAGACAGAAAAGAGAGGCAUAUCUUUUGAUGAAUUGAUGACAAUUCCUGAGAAUGAUGAAUGGGUGUAUAGUGAUGGAAAGUCUACAACUUGUGUUGCUUUUAUUCUUCAAAUAUAUAAAGCUGCUGGAGUUUUUGGGCCUUUUGCAGAUUCUAUUCAAGUCACCGAGUUCACUAUUCGUGAUGCUUAUAUGCUGAAAAUCUUUGAGAAUAACCAAACACGGCUUCCAAAAUGGUGCAACAAUGGUGAUGAUAAGCUUCCAUUCUGCCAAAUACUUGGGAAGUAUCGCAUGGAACUACCUUUGUACAACACUUUACACCCAUAUUCCAAUAUGAAUGAAAACUGCCCUUCUCUUCCUCCAACUUAUGAGAGGCCUACACAUUGCUAAUAUUCUAAAAAAAUUGUAAGCUCCUUUUCGUAAAAUUGUCAUGUAUGUUUGAUUUGGACUAUAUUGUCAUUUCUGUAUGUAUGUAAACAUGCUAACGAUAUAUAUAAGAGAGUAAGCAUAAGUAGG
This is a messenger RNA of Lactuca virosa, 1916 nucleotides long. The record is from the annotation of a GenBank genome assembly. Lineage: Eukaryota; Viridiplantae; Streptophyta; Magnoliopsida; Asterales; Asteraceae.